Messenger RNA from Scedosporium apiospermum, 1728 nucleotides. RefSeq lists its product as uncharacterized. Gene Ontology annotation, biological process: carbohydrate transport; transmembrane transport. Lineage: Eukaryota; Fungi; Ascomycota; Sordariomycetes; Microascales; Microascaceae. The transcript has 11 exons. Gene Ontology annotation, cellular component: membrane. Gene Ontology annotation, molecular function: carbohydrate:proton symporter activity. The record is from RefSeq and is a predicted model, not a curated record. The coding region runs from base 1 to 1728 and encodes 575 amino acids.
AUGGCGGACGAGAAAGCCCACUCCGACCCGGCCCCGGCCCCGACUCCGGACGCCGGCGCGGUGCUCUCCGACGGGUCGGCCAAUGCCAUCCUGCGCGACGCCAAAGCCGCAACCGACAAGGAGAGGAACAUGACUCUGUGGCAGGGUAUCAAGCUGUACCCCAAGGCCAUUGCUUGGAGCAUUUUGAUUUCGACGUGUAUUGUUAUGGAGGGCUAUGAUAUCAGUCUGGUGAAUAAUUUCUACGCGUUUGACCAGUUUAAUCGCAAAUAUGGCGAGCAGCUUCCCGACGGAACAUAUCAGGUUCCUGCGAGGUGGCAGGCUGGACUGAGUAAUCCCAAGGGCGCCAACGUUGGCGAAAUCCUCGGCCUCUUCCUCAACGGAAUCGUCUCCGAACGCUUCGGCUACCGCUGGACCGUUCUCACCUGUCUGGCCUGCAUCGCCGGGUUCACGGCCAUCUUCUUCACGGCCCAGAACGUACAGACUUUGCUCGUCGCCGAAAUCCUCUGCGGAAUUCCAUGGGGUAUCUUCCAGACUCUCACCAUCACGUACGCCUCCGAGGUCUGCCCCGUCGCUCUCCGAGGCUAUCUUACCACCUACAUCAACUUCUGCUGGGGUCUCGGACAGGAAAUCGGCAUCGGAGUCAUCAUGUCCAUGUUGGAUCGGAAAGAUGAGUGGGCUUAUCGAAUCCCCUACGCUCUCCAAUGGAUGUGGCCCCUCCCUCUCUUCAUCGGCGUCUGGUUCGCCCCCGAGUCUCCCUGGUGGCUCGUCCGGAGAGGACGUAUCGAAGACGCGAAGAAGUCGCUCUUGAGACUGACCAGCGUCGAUCGGGAGACGGACUUUGAUGCUGAUGAGACGGUGGCCAUGAUGGUGCACACGACGGCGUUGGAGGAAAAGAUCACGGCUGGUGCCUCGUACCUUGACUGCUUCAAGGGAACAGACCUACGAAGAACAGAGGUCGUCUGCAUGGUCUGGGCCAUGCAAAACCUCAGCGGCAACGCCUUCUCCAACUACUCAACCUACUUCCUCGAACAAGCCGGCCUCCCCACCAACAAAGCCUACUCCUUCGCCCUCGGCCAAUACGCAAUCAACAUGGCCGGCGUCUUCGGCGCCUGGUUCCUCAUGACCCUCGGCAUCGGCCGCCGCACCCUCUACCUCUACGGCCUCUCCCUCCUCUGCACCAUGCUCUUCAUCCUCGGCUUCCUCGGUCUCGUGCCCGACGCCCGCCGCGAGCAGGCUUCGCUCGCCACGGGGAGCAUCAUGCUCGUGUGGGCGCUGUGCUACCAGUUGACCGUGGGGACGGUUUGUUAUUCGCUUGUGGGGGAGUUGAGUUCGAGGCGGUUGCAGAUUAAGACGGUGGUUUUGGGGAGGAAUUUAUACAAUAUUGUCGGAAUUUUGAACAGCGUUUUGACACCCUACAUGCUUAACCCCGGGGCAUGGAACUGGAGCAACUAUACCGGCUUCUUCUGGGGCGGAAUCUGUGCCCUUUGCGUCGUCUACACGUACUUCCGCGUCCCCGAGCCCCGCGGCCGCUCCUUCGCCGAGCUCGACGUGCUGUUCGAGCACAAGGUCUCGGCGCGCAAGUUCGACAAGACCGAGGUGGAUGUGUUUGCCGAGAGCGUGGAAGAUGGCGUCAUGGCGGGUUAUAGGGAGACGUUGCAGCGGGAGAGGCGUGGCGGGGAGGAGGGGGUUGAUGAGAAGAAGGUGGUGGGUGAGGUGAGGUUUGAGUAG